Messenger RNA from Plectropomus leopardus (leopard coralgrouper), 1447 nucleotides. RefSeq names its product globoside alpha-1,3-N-acetylgalactosaminyltransferase 1-like. Gene Ontology annotation, biological process: carbohydrate metabolic process. The record is from RefSeq and is a predicted model, not a curated record. Lineage: Eukaryota; Metazoa; Chordata; Actinopteri; Perciformes; Serranidae. Gene Ontology annotation, molecular function: hexosyltransferase activity. Gene Ontology annotation, cellular component: Golgi apparatus; membrane; vesicle.
ACUCCCAAAACAUCUGGCUGCUUUGGUUUUUCUCCAAAACUGAAUACUAAAAAAGCCUGGCGGGGGGAAAGUAAGGGGGAAAGGGAAAGAAGCUAUGUGAAGAAAAGGGAGUGGAAAAUAUUAUAAAAGCAAGGACAAGAGAGGGAACAAGGGAUUACGCAGGUCACAUGUAUGGCGCUGUUUCCGUUCUGCAAGAUGUCCACAGGACCAGUCAGAGUGGCAAGAAUACAACUGGUCCUGUACUGUUUUCUCCUGUCUCUUAUCAUAUACUUUCUCAAUGGACGUAAAGCUGCUGUCAGUGUGGAGUCUCCUCAUCGUGCCUUGGGAAAAGAGAAGCAAAGCCUAAAGACAGACAUGAUGAUCAUCAAAGAAGCAGUGCCACAAACUCCUCUGGAGACACCUUGGGGUGCUCCUUUAGUAUGGGGUGACACCCGUAAGUCAGCUCGCCGCAGGGCUAAAUUUGCACAACAGGAGAUCCGUACGGGUCUGCUGGCGUUCGUGGUGGGAACUUACGCCCACUUCAUACGACGUUUCCUUUCUUCAGCUGAAACCUACUUCCUCCCCGGUCAGAUGGUCACCUACUACAUUCUCACGGAUAACCCGCGCUCUCUGGAUCCCCCCAUUGAGCUGGGGCCUGAACGAGAGCUAAAGGUGGUUCCUAUUGCAGAGCUGCCCGGGUGGGACAGGUUGGCGCGGCGCCGAAUGGCGCUGCUUACUGAUGCCAUCAAAAACCCAAUCAGCAAAGAGGUGGAAUACAUCUUCUGCGCUGACAUUGAUCAGGAGUUUGUGGCUCCUGUGGGAGAGGAAAUCCUCGGAGACCUGGUGGCUACGUUGCACCCAGAGCUCUAUGGGAUGCCACGAAAUGCAUUCCCUUAUGAAGUCGAAGAGGUUUCGUCAGCUUGUGUGGAGGAGGAUGAAGGAGACUACUACUACACCUCUGAGUUGUAUGGAGGGUUGGUUUCUGAGAUGCACAAACUGGCUCAAGUCUGUUCAUUGCUCAUUCUGCAGGACCAGGCUAAUGGAGUGAUGGCCAGGGGCCUUGAGGAGAGUUACCUGAACCGCUACCUGAUCGACCACAGGCCGACCUGUGUGCUGUCCCCAGAGUACAGCUGGUGGGACUCAGCCCUGGCUCCUGAUGUGCCCGUACAGAGGCUGGUCUCUUUGGGAAGGCAACGUGAGGCUUAUGAUAAGGAGACAUGAGGGACAGGAGGGUUCUGCUGGUCGAACCUACUAAAUGUUGAUCUCACUCCCACAUGAACUUUUAAAUUUACUUUAAGAUAAGAUGUCCGUUUAACAAUUAGAAAACAGAGUUAAAAGAAGACAGUAGAUGGAAAGAGGUUAGUGUGCCUUAUGGUCUUUGGAUUUUCCUUUCAGAAAUAGAAAUGAAAAAAAAAAUAUUAUUAUUAUUUAAUUUUCAUUUCAAAAUCCAAAAACUACAAAUAAAUAA